UGUUGAUUGAUACCAGAGCGGUGGAGAACUAGAGAAUCUAGAACUGAAUUAUAUUGUAGAUAUUUGUAUAUUGCACCUGUGUUCGGUGUUUUUGGGUGUUGAAAUCUGAGAACACGUCGUACGCGUCACUAAAACACAUUUUCGGAAAUCGAAUACGUCUGUGAUCUAAUUCGUAAAUCAUUCAUGAAAACCGCGCGGAUAGCGUACCUAAGGUAGUAACUUAUUGAUUUUUCGUCACCGCGCGAGGUGGUCAUUGAAACAGCAAAAUAAACAAACUGCACAUACACGAUAAGAGUUGUAAAUUUCAAAUAAUAUGCCAACGCUAAUAAUUUAAUUUGAUUUGAUUUGAUUUGAUUGCACCUCGUAGGUACUCUAUAGUAGAUAUUUGUAUAGCAGUAUAAUAUUAUUAUCGUAAGAUUGCACACUCUAACAAACACAGUCGAAAUGAAGAAAAUGUUGAAAUUGGUGAAAGGGGGGAAAAAAGAGGAUAAAAGUGGCUCUGGCACGCCCUCGGGCGAUGAACUAGAAGACGAUCCGGACAGUACAAUGUUCUGCUAUAAAAUUGACUCUGAAGCCGAGGACAAAAUGAGUCGAUUACACAGGGCUUCGUGGCAUGGUAGCCUAGAAAAAGUCAAGACAUUGUUGCAAAAGAAACCAAUGGACGUGAACACCGUGGACAGCUUUGGCAGAACGCCAUUACACUUAGCAAUGGCCAAAGGUUACUAUAACAUUGCUUGGGUGCUGUUGAAUCACAAUGCUAGCUUAGAUUAUGUUGAUUGCGAUGGGUACACACCGUUCUUGAAGGCUGUAGAAUGCGGCCAAAAAGAAUGUGUUCAUUUAAUGUUGGAGAGAGGGGCAGAUGUAACACGCACAGACACAAAUAAAAAUUCUGCUUUACACUUAGCUGCAAAACAGGGCUCAUUCACUAUAAUAUCUAUGUUACUUAAAAAAGGAAUUAAUAUAAAUGCACAAAAUGCUGCAGGUGAAUCCGUUUUACAUGUUGCAUGUGCUGCUGAAAAUCGUGAUCUAAUAGAGUUUAUAUUAGAUAAUGGGUCACUAAUAAACAUAGCGGAUAAACAAGGACGUACACCAUUAAUGGUGGUAGCAAAACUCGGAAAUAUGUCUAUUGUAGACCUGUUAUUGGACCGAGGAAGUCAACUUGAUGCUUGUGAUAUAAAUGGUUUAUCUGUGAAAGAUUAUGCUGCUAAGGAAGGUCAUUCUAAAGUAGUGAAUCAACUAUCUAUGCAAAAAAUGAGUGUAAUGGCCCGAACUAGAUCUAAAGAAAAUGUUUUAGAUGAUUUGGACCAGAAUGAUGGUGCUCAGUUGCAAGAAAAUAAUGAUAAUUCCAAAAAUCAAAAAAAUAAUGAUGCUCAAAUUAUAGUACUUAAAAAAGAAGACAAAAUAGCAAAAUCAAAUGUCGAAGAUAAUCAAAAUGAAAAAGAAUAUGUGGCUAUUAAUUCUAUAGUUGCAAAUGAUAACGAUUUAAAAAUUAAAAAAAUCGAUGCUGUAGAUGUAGAAAAUAAAAAGGAAAAUCUGACUUUAAACUGUAAAGUUAAUCAUCUUGACGAGUUAAAAACAAACAAAUUAGAUAGUGAAAAUAAUCCGAGUGAAAAUGAAAUUGUUACUUUGAACUCAUUGGAUAAUGAAAUUGAAAUAGACAAUAGCUCAAUAGAAACAGACAAAAAAGUAAUUGAGAAAAAUAAAUUAAGUAUUGAAACCAAAAAUACAUCUAUAGUAAAUGUUUUACCAAUCAAAGAUGAAGAAUCAGUAUCUCAAUGCACAAUGCCUCCACCAUUAGAUCCACCUAGGAGUUGGGAUUUUAUACAGACAAGCAUAAUACACACUACAGAUAUCAAUGAAAAAGCUGAAAAAGAAACCCAGGAAAGUAUUGAGCAAAUCCCUGAUCCAAUUGUAUGUGCAGUAAACACAGAUGAUUCAGAAUUGGAAUGGGGAAGUGAUGAAAGCCUUCCAACAGAUCCUAAUCAAUCCUGUCCGGCUGUGGACGAUAAGAAAGAAGAAAAUAAAAAAACAAAUACAUUUUAUAAUUUUAUAACUACAAAGGUAAUGAACAAAACAAAAAAUAGAGUUUCUGCAUCUGCAGACAAUAUCAUUGAUGAUACUACUACUAAAAAACAUGUGAGGAAUAAGUCUUUCACUUCACUGAGGACCUUUAAACUCACUGUUCCAUCAGAUGUAAACAAAGCUUUAUAUCAGCUUAGUCCAGAGAUGAACUUUGCACAUUCUUCAUUCAGUAAAAGCAAAUCUUUCAAUGAACAUAUACCAAUUGAAAAUGUUGAAAAAACUUCUUUAGAAUUUGAACGUUCUAAGUCUUUGUGUUUGGAAUUAAAACAUAACUAUGAUAUAACCGAGAAUCAGCAGAGAGAUUCAGAUAGCCAAAGUGAUGAUAGUUUACGAUCAAAAAGAAGCCUUUUGUUAUCCAUGCGAAUGCCUAAAGUUCAUGAUGAACAUCAUGAUGACUAUCAUUUAGAUAUCAAGGACAGUGAAACGUCUGAAGACGAGGGCCCACAUUAUUGGUACAGUCCAAAUAAAAAAAAUGAUAAAAUAGUGCAACAAGACACUGUUAUUCGGAACUACAGUGAAUCUGAUAGCGAAUCUGAAGAAAUUGGUUUACCAAAAUCUAAGUCAACUCCUGAAGGAAUUUCUAAAGAACAUAAUACAUCAGAUAAUUCCGAUUCAGAAAAUACAAUAUCAUUUUCAACUAGCCAUGAAGAUAUUUAUGGAACACAUAAACGCACUAGAUAUGCUUUAAAAAGAACUGAAUCUCUUAAAGCGUACCUGAAGAGAGUAACUAUUGAUAAAGACAGAUUACAACAAGAGUCAUCUGGUUAUAGAGAAAUAACAGAGCUGUUAAAAUACAAGUUGGAAAAUCUUAAACAAGAUAUUUCCAGUAAAAAUGAAACAACUAAGAGACUCGAGGAACAAUUAGAUCAAUUAGAUGCUAAAUACACGGACACUUUAAACAAGAUUCAAACACUUGAACUGUCUUCAACAAAUUUAGAUAAAGAAAACCAAUAUCUCAAGAAAAUAAAUAAAGAGAUGAUGGACAAAAUCAACAAUGAAUAUACUUCUAACAGUGCACAAAACUCAGAAGAAAUAAUAACUCCACAUGAAUCCGGCAAUCUUAUUGAUCAAACUGAGGAUAUGUGUACAAUGGAUAGCAAGACUAUUAUAAAACAACUACAAGAACAAUUAAAACUGGAACAGGAUAGACGGAUAGAACUUGAUGAACGUGUUAGACUUUUAUCUGUAGAAGUUAGUGCACAUCAGUCAUGUAAUUCAACCGUGGAAUUACUGAAAGAAUUACAAUUAAAAAUUACCAAAGAUUAUGUAUCCAAAAAAGAAGUACUGAAAUUAAAAACAGAACAAGAAAGAAAAAUCAGUAAAGUGAAAAUGGAAGCUGAAAAAAAAUUAGCGGACAAAUUUUGUGACCUUGAUAAAUUAUUAUCUCAACAAAUGGAUCAACAAGGAAAAUUAGAAAUGCAAAGAGAAAAAAUUGAAAGCCAACUUAAGCAGGAAUUUGAAAAUACAAGACAAAGAUUUCAACUAGAAAUUGCAAAACUUCAAACAACACUAAAGACCAAAGAAAUGGAGGAACAAAUAUUAAGGGAGAGGUGUGAGAUUCUUUCACAAGAAAUUGAAAAAACACAAGAUAAUAAAUGGAAAACAUUGGUGGACAAAACUUAUGGAAUAAAUGAUUUACUAAAAAGUUCACCUGAUAUGUUGUCAAUGCGUUGUAAAACUCCAGAGCCAAGUCCCACAUUUGAAAGACAAGAAUUAGGAGACAUUUCUAGAUAUCAAUACAAUGUCCAAACACUUCGAAAUGAACUGGAUAAAGUCAUUACACAAAACAAAAAUGCUGCUCUAGAAGAUGACACACUGUUUGAUGAAUAAAAAUAAGCAAUAUAGCUGUACUAUACAAGCUAUGCUGUCACUAUUGAAAUUGCAUUUAUCAUAUUUAACGUUUAGCGGCCUAUAUCAUUUUUAUAUGCUGAUCCCAUUUAGCCCUAAACAACAUUUUCUGUAAAAUUUACAAUAUUCAGAAAAUAUGACAUGUGGUGGAACCACUCUCAAUUGUUCAAGUGGUGACCACCGUACACACACAUAUAGUUCAGUGUCACUUAAAAAUUAAUUUAUUGUAUAUUUUUUUUAUUUAUGAUAGUUGUAGUUUUAAAUAUGUGUACUGAAUAAUACAAUUGAACUCGGAAGUUUGGAACAUCUUUACAAACUCAAGUUUAAAAUAAUUAUAUUAUAUUUACAGUUUUAUUUACAUACAAUUUAUUAAAUUAAUUUUAACUUUUAUUAUUAUUAUAAAUAUAUUUUUGUUCCUAUUAUAUAUACUAUAUAGAUAUUAUAAAAGAUCUUCCACAUUAUUAAAUACAUUCCAGGGUGAUAUAUAUGUUCAGAACAAUGAUCAUAAAAAAUUGAAUGCAAUUAUAGUUGUUUGUAUCUUUUAUUUUAUUAAAAAAUAACUGUAUGAUUAUGGCUGCUUUCAGACUUCCGAGACUAAUUAAAAUGUGUUAUUGUUGUAUAAUCAAAUAUUAAUUAUCUAAUUACUAACUAAAAUCAAAAACACUUUUAGAAUAUAUUGCUGUGCUCACUUAUUACUGGUGGACACUGGUAUUUAAUAGUCAAAGUUCUGAUGGUAAUCGUUUAGUAUGUGACCUACCGGACCACAUGACCUACUGUAUUGGGUAUUCGUUUAGUAUAUCAUCUAUACUUUACUGAAAAUUCAUUUAAAAGCAGGCAAAUUAAAAAUCAUAAAAUAAUGUUAAUAAUUAUUUAAUUAAUAAAUUACUAAUACAAAUAUGAAAUAAUACAGGAUUACAUUUAACAAAAUCAAAAUCAGACAAACAAAAUAUCAGUUAAAAAGAAAAUUAAGGUACCUACGUAUCACAGCAAUAUAUCAAAACUAUUCAAAAAAUGGCAUAAAAUUAAAUUAUUAUAAAAAGUUGUAUUUUAAGGAAUACACUUUGUAUAUUACUUGAAAAAUUUAAAAAAUGUAUCUUACCUGUUAAUAGAUUGGUACCUUUACGUUGCCCGUACAUAAUAUAGACAAUCAUCUUGGUAGUUCACAUACUAAACUCGAUCUUCACUGGGUAUGUCUCAUACUAAACAAAUACCGUUAUAACUCUUAUCUGUAUAAAUCAAACAUUAAAUACAACAUUAUUUUGAUCUAAAAACCCAGUUUAAGUGCAGCAACCAGCAGCUAUGUCUUAUUAUUGAUUAUUUAUAUAUUAUUAAUGUUCACUCACUACGCAGAAACCAAUCAAACACAUUUCAACGUUUAUAUACUUUAUAACCACACAAAAUGUUAUAUUUUUUAUUUCAAAAUUAUGUAAAACCAUUAUGAUGCAUUUUUUUAGAAAUCAUAGAAUAAAAGUUCUCCCUUAACAAAACUCACCCUGUAAGAAAAAAAAACCUAUAAUCAUUUUAAUUGACGUUUUGUUCUACCAGGUUUAACACAACUUAACAAAUUUUAUGAAUUUGUGUACUUAAAUGUAAUCUAUACAACAAUCAACUAAAAAGACAAGUACCCAAUUAUAUAAAUUAAGUAAACUGCUUUACUCAACCUAGUCAAUAUUUCACCUUUUUUUUAUCUAUAUUUAGAUGAUAAAAUUCAAUUAAAUUAUACAGGUAUUUCAAUAUUUAAAAAUAAAUAGCUGUAUACUAAAUAUGACUAAUGUUCACUUGAUAAUACAGUUGUACAACAUCUGAAGUUCUAAAAAUUUGAGUUUUCAUUUUUUUUUCACUUUUUAAAUAUUUAUAUUUAACUAAUCAUUAUCAUAAAAAUUAAGAUAUUUGAUUAUAACUUCAAAUAUAGGUGUUGAAAAAUUAAGUCAUUAUUUGUACACGGUUAAGCAUGCUUAAAUAUUGUAUAUUUGUAUUUAUAAAAUAUUAUAGUAUAAUACAGUUUUAUAAGUCACAUGGGCUCUUUUACCGGAGUACAUUUAUUUUUUUUCUGUUAAAUUUUUCCUCUGGGUCUUUUUUACUCACUACUGUUUAUAUAUCUACGUUUACUUUUAGUAAUUACUAACUUGGUAAGUUCCUUUGUAAAUGUAUCUCGCAAAUGUAGCAUUGCAUCACAUAGAGGAUCGUGUUUCAAUAAUUUUUAUCUAUUGAUCAUAUUACCUAUACUAGAAUUGUUUACACUUUACCUACUUGUUUUUAAUUGUGGAUUGAAGCAAUAUUAAAUUUUUUAUUAAUUUAUGUAUACUUGAUGUUAUUGUUUUAAAUAAAAGUUCCAAAAAUUUUGAUCUAUAA
Molecule: messenger RNA, 6282 nt
Organism: Metopolophium dirhodum (rose-grain aphid)
Lineage: Eukaryota; Metazoa; Arthropoda; Insecta; Hemiptera; Aphididae
Product: putative ankyrin repeat domain-containing protein 20A2
Exons: 14
Coding region: 445-3912 (1155 amino acids)
Molecular function (GO): protein binding
Source: RefSeq, a predicted model, not a curated record